Molecule: messenger RNA, 3543 nt
Organism: Archocentrus centrarchus (flier cichlid)
Lineage: Eukaryota; Metazoa; Chordata; Actinopteri; Cichliformes; Cichlidae
Gene: bend4
Product: BEN domain containing 4
Exons: 6
Coding region: 275-1930 (551 amino acids)
Molecular function (GO): DNA binding
Source: RefSeq, a predicted model, not a curated record
UGUUCUCGCUGAGGAUGCUGGCUACAAAAGGAGGCAGGCAGUGGCGCACAAGUCCCGCCUGUAUUUCCCUCUGGAGGAGCCUCAGUAUCGGCGCCCCCGACUGGGGAUUGGAGCGGCGACUUGUCAGUAAAUUAGCCCACCCUUCACAUAGUGUUUGUGAGGGAAACCGAGCCAGACAGUGACGGUCUGAUCCCUCACUUAUCAGCUGCCUGUCACACCAGCACGCCACAAUACCGACCCGCAGCCAACCGCCGCGCUGUGACACCUGGCCGGUAUGGAGGGAGAGAUGCAGCCCGCAGAUGAAGGGCCGUGCGCCCCGAAGAUGUGCCGACAACAACGGGGUCCGUACAGCACCCUAAAAACCUUCCAGAGCAAACGCUCUGCGGGCAAGUCGCGCUUUGACCGGUCCGCUGUAGUCGAGGUCCCCCUGUUUGGCGACGGGCAUCAUUUCACUUUUCACCCAGAACAGCCUCAUCCUUUCCAGCCGCACCAUCAUCACCAACAGCGUCUGCAGCAGCUCCACCAAACCGGCGUCGCUAUCAGCAGCAGCCAGCAGCAUCACCAGACCACUCAGCAGCAGCAGCAGCAGCAGCAGCGUUUCCCAUGUGAGACCAGGCCCAGCAGCAGGGUUCCGACAUCCACCUCAGCGGCGGCGGCGGCAUCUCUUGGCAGCCAGCAGCGGCACGCCAGCAGCGGCGGAGCAGAGCCCAGAUUUUCUCCGGACUGCACCUACGGUAUCAGCACAGAGAACCGUCUCAUCUUAGAUGCCUUUGCCCAGCAGUGCAGCCGAGUCCUCAGCCUCCUCAACAACGGGCGUCUCCUGGAGUCCUCACCCUCCUCCUCGUCCUUCACCUCUAACGUUAAGCUGGAGGAUGGGCCAGGGGACACUCAGGAGCUUCAUUGCUCCUCACAGGGGAAGUCUAAAUCCGAAGAGAGUUCUUCCACCACAGACCCUGAGGAGGAGGUUCAACAAAGCCAUUUGAACCAACAACAGACCUCUGCAGUUCUCCGCAUCUUUACAGACUCCCUACAGAACUAUCUGCUCUCAGGGCCUCAACAGCAACAGCAGCAGCAGCAGCAGCAUCUGACUGCAGGCCUGGAGGAUGAGCAGUGUCCGGCAGCUGAGCCUGGCUCAGGGGUGUCUCCUUCAAGGCACAACCUGGGAGGAUGGGGCUCCCCUACACCAUCAGAGUCAUACGGCCACCCCUCAUCCACGUUGCCUGAGGAGGAAGAGGAGGAGGAGAACUGCUGUCCGCGCUGCCUGGAGUUGGAGCAGGAGGUGUUGUCUCUGCAGCAGGAGAAUGAAGAGCUUCGCAACAAGCUGGAGAAUAUCCCAGUUCCUUGUCAAAAUGUUCUUGACUACUUCAAGACUGUUCUCGAGUUCCACAACCAGCUGGUCCAGCCGAUGCCGGAGGAGCAGCUCACAGAGGAAGAAGAGCGACAAACAGUCUUUGAGGGCAGUAAACAGCUCCUGGAGAACUAUCCGCUCUUCAUCACUAAUAAGCAGUGGGACGAAGCUGUCAACUCCUCUAAGAAAGACGGCAGAAGGCUGCUGCGCUACCUGAUUCGCUAUGUCUUCACCACAGACGAGCUCAAGUUCUCCUGUGGUUUGGGUAAAAGGAAGCGGUCGGUCCACUCAGGAGAGGCAGGCCUGGAAAGGCGACCGCUCAACCCCGUUAAAGUCAGCUGCCUCAGAGAGUUUAUCCGGAUGCACUGUGCCUCAAACCCAGACUGGUGGAUGCCCUCGGAGGAGCAGAUCAACAAAGUGUUCAGCGACGCCGUCGGUCACGCUCGUCAGGGCCGAGCGGUCGGCACCUUUCUGGGCAGCAGCGGCAGCAGCACCAGCAGCCUCUACAUGGACGGCUUUGACGGACAUCUUUCACAGGAUGAAUUGUAUUUAAAAGGCUGCCAGAACGGCCAGUCGGAUUGAAGUUAAAGGACAAAUUAAAGACAAAUGCCUGAAAUGUAGCUGUACAACAACAUAUCCCAAAACUCUGACCUUAUCCUGUCACUUUACGCAGUGAAGAAAACAUUCCAGAAGAGGUUUAUCAUACAGAAUAUAGUCCUGUUUUCAAAUAGUUUUAUAGUUUUCCCCAUUUUUAUACCUAAAUCUUUUAUUUAGUCAAAAUUUGACUCUUAAAAGUUUUAAAUUGAACAGUUUGAGUCUUCCAUAUGCUCCUUUUUUAUGGUUUGAGCAGUUAUAUCACUGUCAGUGGAAAGGAGUCAUUUCAAGGAGGCUGAUUUUGUUUUUUAGUCUUUCACAACUUACAUAUUUAGAGGUCAUGUGGAAGUUAUUUAUGUUAAUGACCCAAUUAGAGACUUACUAUAUCUGCCACUGACAUUUCACUUUUAUAACCUUUACCAUGGAAAGUAGCACUUCAUAAUGUUUUUUCUCUUUUUUUUUGGUCACUGGUGAAGCACCUUUACUUGCAACCCUUCAACAGGAGUGCCUCUGAGAAAGUCAUGUUUUGUUUCUUGUAGUUUUGUACUUCCUACUUUUCCUCAUUUGAGUUGAUUCUGAUGCACCAAAUUGUACUUUAUGAAAAGAAAAGUGCAUUUAAGAAGGAAAAAAGUUUAUGAAAUUUCUUUAAAUCCAGCUUCCUUUGAUUGGAAGAUGUUUCGGUCGAUGCUGCGAUGCUCCUAUUGUUCAUCUUAGGAAGAAUAUUUGGCUUGUGAGAAUAUUUCAAUAAUAACUUGUAAUUAGUAAGUUGCAGAUUUAAGAAGAGAAAUGGAAGCCUAGAAAACGCUAUAUAGACAGUUUCUUUUUAUUUUAAUGUUGCAUUUUUUACAUUUGAUUAUUGUUUUUUUUGUUUUGUUUUGGGUUUUUUUGCCCUUUGCUUUUAUGCACUCUGAAAAAAAUGGCUUGUUGGAAUUCCACUAAAAGAGAAUUUACUGUAUUUUAUUAUGGUGUUGCAGCACUCAAAGAAGCCUUUUUGUGUUGGGAUGGAUCAAGUCUUUUGGUUUAAGGCAGCUGCCAUAUAAUAAUGCCUUAAGUUCGUUAGGAGACUGCCGCAGUGUAAAGUGUUAACGAUGUGUGUCAGAAAUCCUGUAAAGCGUUUUGUUUGUUUGCCAGUUUAAAGUUUCUUUAGAACAGAAAAAUUCAGUCCACCCAAGCGGGAAAAAAACAAAACAAAAACUGAGCACUUCCUUUUUUUUUCCCUGCAACUCUAAUUUGCACCUUUACGUGUCUCACUGCAGGCAAAGCAAUCCCACAGUGAAAAGUCCACACGCAGGAUUGAACCAGUUUUAUUUGUAUUUAUUUGAUGCUCGUUGACUUCACUUCAUCACACUGUUUUCUAUGUUUGAAUGUACCAGAUUUCUUAGGUCAGUCCGCCAAAUUAACAGUGCUGUGUAAAUGUGUAAUAUAAAGUACAGUUAUUGUGCGAGGUGUCUUUGAAAUACCAUGUCUCCCUCCUUUAAAAAGCCAAGUAGAAAAGUGCCACAGAAACCUUAAAACAGUCGGAUUCUGUUGUUGUGUUGCUGUUCUGAAUGUGAGCGUUGGUUUGUAUUUACUCAUUUACCCUCAAAGUGGCUGUUAUCAAC